UAAAAAUUUCCAAAAAAUGGAUCACCAAAUGGUUAAAUGUUUUCAAUUCAAAACUGAUUCUUCGAUGAUUAGACUGUCUGAUUCUAGUGAUCAAAAUGAUGAUACGAUAAUUGAAAUAAAAAUUUUACAAAAUUCAGAUAAUCGAUAUUCAUCGAUAACAUGGCCAAGUGCUGAUCUGUUAUGUCGAUUCAUGUUGGCUAAUCGUACGGUUUUUAUGGAGAAAACCGUUUUAGAACUUGGUUCUGGUACCGGAAUCUGUGGCAUUAUGGCAGCAAAAAUUGGCGCCAAAGUUAUUCUUAGUGAUCAAAAUGUUUUUGCAUCGGAAUUGAUCCUAAAAAAUGUUGAACUGAACAAUGUCAAUGCACAAUUCAUUCCAUUAGAUUGGGGUCGAAAAUCUGAUUUGUUGAAUGAUCGAAUUCCUACCGAUAUUGAUUAUAUAAUUGGAUCUGAUCUUUGUUACGAAGAUGAACAACAAUUUGAAAAAUUAUUAUUGACCAUAGCAUUUUUAUUGAGAAACAAUCGACAACAAUCGAUACCAUUUUAUAUGUCAUAUCAUUUUCGUAGCUCUAAUUAUCAAAUCGAAUGUUUACUUAGAAAAUUUAAACUUCAAAGUAAAUUAUUGUUUUAUAGUGAUAAUUUAAAAAUUUAUUUAUAUGAAAUCACAUUGAUAUGA
Dermatophagoides farinae (American house dust mite) is the source of this 673-nucleotide messenger RNA. RefSeq names its product histone-arginine methyltransferase METTL23. NCBI's taxonomy places the organism in Eukaryota, Metazoa, Arthropoda, Arachnida, Sarcoptiformes, Pyroglyphidae. Gene Ontology annotation, cellular component: cytoplasm; nucleus. The record is from RefSeq and is a predicted model, not a curated record.